AUUGCACUUUACCCUCAUAUUUUCCAGGCUUUAAAGCGUUCAGUACCCAGGUUCUUCGGCAACCAGUCGAUACACAGAGCAAACCCUAAUAGAUAUCCCGAUUCGAUCUUCCUCUUCGCUGUGCUCGACAACAACUGCAAGAAGGGGAAAAAGAGAGUGACCAUGGCGGACGAGGAACACAAUGAGCUGAAGGAGGAGGUUCCAGAACUUGCUCCUUUUGAUCCAACCAAGAAGAAGAAGAAGAAGAAGGUUGUUAUUCAAGAUGGCGGUGAUGAUUCUCUGGACAAGCUGGCUGAAAAAACUGAAUCUCUGUCAGUGACUGAUGGGAUUGAAAGUUCAUUUUCCGGUUUGAAAAAGAAAAAGAAGAAACCUGUUGAACCUAGGCCUUUGAGUGAGGAAAUUGGGGAGGGAGGAGAUGACCUUGAUGAUCAUGGGCCAGAAGAUGAUGAAGCUGAAGAAUCUGCCCUGCAGCAGGAGCUUUAUCCUUGGCAAAAAAGUGAUCGUGAUUACGAGUAUGAAGAGCUUCUCGGCAGGGUUUUCAAUAUUCUCCGUGAGAACAACCCAGAGCUUUCAGGAGAUAGGCGGAGGACUGUGAUGAGGCCUCCUCAGGUUCUUCGUGAAGGGACAAAGAAAACAGUGUUUGCGAAUUUCAUGGACCUUUGCAAAAGUAUGCAUCGACAACCAGAUCAUGUCAUGGCUUUCUUGCUUGCGGAGUUGGGUACAAGUGGAUCUCUCGAUGGCCAGCAAAGGUUGGUUGUGAAGGGAAGGUUCGCUCCCAAAAAUUUUGAAGGGAUCCUGCGGCGAUAUAUUAAUGAGUAUGUGAUUUGCAUUGGUUGCAAAAGUCCAGACACAAUACUUUCCAAGGAAAAUCGUCUAUUCUUCCUCAGAUGUGAGAAGUGUGGAUCUGGAAGGUCUGUUGCUCCAAUCAAGGCUGGUUUCGUCGCUCGUGUGGGCCGCCGAAAUGCUGGAACAUGAUGAGUCAGGCUGUAAUUGCUUUUGUUUCAAGGAAGAGGGAGGUGCCUGUGGAAUUGGGAAGUUUUUUAAAUGUUUAAGAGUAUCGGACGGCUUCUAGUGUUGAGACUCUUUCAGAAAUAUGAUAAUGAGCAGCGGUGGCAUUGACUCGAGUGUACAAUUUUGUUUGCAUUGUUAAUGAAUGGAGAAAGGUUUUAGGAAUUGUUGGACAUUCUAUGUUAUGACUUAUGCGUCUUUGGUUUACUAUUGAUGCUUUAUGUGAAUCUGUGUGGAUAGAUUCACUUGUUUUAUUUUUAAGUCAGAGAGCCAGAGUAGGAAUUAACUAGUUAUUCGAUCGUCAAACACUCGAGGUCUUGCUUGUGAAUGAGGC
This is a messenger RNA of Linum tenue, 1342 nucleotides long. NCBI's taxonomy places the organism in Eukaryota, Viridiplantae, Streptophyta, Magnoliopsida, Malpighiales, Linaceae. The record is from the annotation of a GenBank genome assembly.